AUGUCAAGUAAGAUUCAUCACACUGAUUUCUACCAUUCCAGAUAUUGUAAAUGGCAAAGAUAUAUUGGAGAACUAGACGAGGAUGAAAUUAAGAACUGCGCAGCAGAAAAUUUUAAUAUGAAUGAAGCCGCAUAUUGCUGUUCGCAUUGCAACUUUAUUACCAGAAAUGGACGAGAACAAAAUCUUGAAUCCUAUUUAAUGUGCUAA
This is a messenger RNA of Brugia pahangi, 207 nucleotides long. The record is from the annotation of a GenBank genome assembly. Lineage: Eukaryota; Metazoa; Nematoda; Chromadorea; Rhabditida; Onchocercidae.